Messenger RNA from Salvelinus sp. IW2-2015, 1456 nucleotides. The record is from RefSeq and is a predicted model, not a curated record. Lineage: Eukaryota; Metazoa; Chordata; Actinopteri; Salmoniformes; Salmonidae.
UCUAUGUCAGUUACGUCGACCGGGCCCGGAAACUCAAGUGGGACCUACUGCCAAGUCGAUGAGAGCGCAUCGGAGAAGGUGUAGUGGAGGCAUGGACUGUAACUGCGUCAGUGAUCUGUUGCUCACCCCCCCUGUCCCUGCCCUCUGGACUCCAGGCAUCGCCUUCCCAGACUGGGCCUACAAGCCUGAGUCGAGCCCCGGCUCGCGACAGAUUCAGCUUUGGCACUUCAUCCUGGAGCUGCUGCAGAAGGAGGAGUACCAGAGUGUGAUUUCCUGGCAGGGGGAAUAUGGAGAGUUUGUCAUCAAGGACCCUGACGAGGUGGCCAAACUGUGGGGCCUCAGGAAAUGCAAACCCCACAUGAACUACGAUAAGUUGAGCAGGGCGCUAAGGUACUACUAUAAUAAGCGYAUUUUGCACAAAACCAAAGGGAAGCGUUUCACCUACAAGUUUAACUUCAGUAAGGUGGUGCUGGUGAACUAUCCUCUGCUGGACAUGGCCAGCUCCCCCUUCCUGCUCCAGAACCACUUCAAUGGGGGCUCCGCCGCGCCCGACUGCAGCCCUCUCACACCCGAGGCCCUGCAGUCACUGUUCCCUCGUUUGCCAGAGUCAGGGAGAGGAACCUCCCUGUUUGAUCGAGUGGCCACAGCCCCGGGACCAGAGGGAGACAAACUGAGACUGGACACAUUCCCAUUCCUCAGCUCAGCCGCUCCCUGUUACUCCAAGCCCCCAUCCCUGUUGGGUCCUUACCCCCGCAACCCCCCCUUCGACUACCCCUGGGGCUUCAAUCCCUACCUCUCAGGGGCCUUCUCCCUCAACAACUGCCCCAARCUGCCCCCCGGCUCCCUCUAYCCCUCCCACUUCUACCCCAACCCGCUGCAGACCAGCCUGGGCCAGCUGCCUCACCCCUUCUCCUCCCUACUCCCCCCGGGRGAGGUGGCAGGAGGGGGRGAGAGRGGAGCAGCRGGCCAGACCGGGGUUACUAACGGCACGGCAGGUGGGCAGCCCAGACUCUGCYUGCCUCCUUACCCUGGUGCUCUGUCGCUGGGCCGGACGGACAUUSKCAACGGRGGCUCUGUGGGUGAGAGGGAGAGAAGGGARWCCAAYACCCCAGGCACGGRGCYUGGGUUGGGGMUAGGGUUAGGGUUAGGGCUGGGUCUGGGAGGGAUGGGUCUUGGUGGUGGUGCUGGGGGGCGACAGAGCCCAUYGGAGCGGCGAGGCGGGGUGAAGCAGGACCCAGAGUCAGACUCAGACCUGGAGAUCACAGAUCUGAGUGACUGCAGCUCAGACAACGAGCCUGACUUCAGCAUCACCAAGGAGACCAGGCUGAGCAUUCGAUCACAUAUCCUGGUGGAGGGGAAGAAAGGGGGAGCACUGCCACCUCUCUCCUCCCUCCCUCCCCCCGUGUCCCCCCAUCCCCUCAAGAGCCUGGUGCCCCUCACCCCUCCCCCUCCCUGA